Puccinia graminis f. sp. tritici CRL 75-36-700-3 is the source of this 1704-nucleotide messenger RNA. RefSeq lists its product as uncharacterized. NCBI's taxonomy places the organism in Eukaryota, Fungi, Basidiomycota, Pucciniomycetes, Pucciniales, Pucciniaceae. Bases 19 to 1641 code for a protein of 540 amino acids. The record is from RefSeq and is a predicted model, not a curated record. The transcript has a single exon.
ACCAAAACAUAUCAUAGGAUGAUAUUCUUAGCUCUUUGCACCUUCAACAUGUUUCUAGAGAACCUCGCGAUGUACAAUGUCCCAAAGUCCACGGAGGCUAUAAUCGAUGGUGGCCAUGAAAUGAAAGGACUGACUCUAGCGCCUCACGAGUUGAUUACACCUUCAGAAGGACCCAGGAUGGAGAGAUACCAGGGCCUCCACAAACCUCAAGAGAAAGGGGUUUCAUCUUUCAAAUUAGAAAGAAGCCACCAAGAAAAGAAAUUGUCGGAUUUAAAAGAAAAUGAACUCAAGUUGGUUUUCUUCCCCGGUAAACACGGAGAGGAGCACAUCAGACGGUUGAAGGGAUUAAAGACGAACCUGGACGGAAUCGAUUCCGCAAACCUUCACGCUUGGGAUUUUCUUCAUCCGACCGGACCCGAACGCAAGCUGUGGGCAGAAGAGCAAACCCGGUUAGAUAUCAUGAGAGGCUCGUUAGCAAACAUCUUGGAAAGAAAAAAAGUAGACCCCAAGCCGUAUCAAUGGGUCAAAGAAUUGAGGGAUACACUUGAACCCGAGCAAAAAUCGAUUUUGGAAAACCUCUGGAAGUUAGCGAAGGAAGACAACAAAUUCAAGAGAAAUAACCAGGGUUUUCUGGCUUUCUUUCACUCCAUCUGGGAGCGCUUUUUCAAACGUCCGAAUUGGCAAAAGCGUCAACUGAGGUUGUCAUUACACAAGAUCCGGGUUCAGCUUCGAAAUAGAGAAGUAACAGAUGAACAGCUGGCGGUAUUGCAACUUGAAAGGAUCCAACAAGCCGGGUUUGAAAUUAGUCAGCAAGAACAAAAACUAGCAAGAAAAAUUGCAGAUUCAUCUCAGCUUUCCACCAUUGCCAAGGAGCAAAAUCUGGUAAAAAAUAUUAUUGGUCGCCCGGUUGCUGUAAGAAGAAAAGAGAAGUCGCAGGAGCUUUUGCAGAAAUUCAAAAUGAUUCAAGAAGGACCUCCGGUUCGGCGAGGUGGAAAUAGUCUUGAAGAUCUGGAACUGAUUACUGAUGCACUCAAGGACUUGGGUAGGAAAGAGGAAGUUGGUCAAUCCUGGACGGAAUUUGAUGAUAGGUUGAUCAACGCCUUAGAGACUGAAGUUAAUAAAGUAGGGAAAGAAGAACUUCAGCUCCAACAAAUUGUGGAAAUUCUCAGAAACCAGAAGGCUUACGAUGUGUUGAAAGCAAAACCCAUGGACCAAACAACUCCAGGGAAUCUGAUAUUUCGCGAGAAAGUAAUGAAAAACACUGAAGAAUAUAAAAGUUUACAUCCAGAUGAACACAUUGAUGAGUUCACAGAAGAGGAUAUGCAAGAGGUGAAACAAUUAGCAAAGCAGUAUUAUCGGAUGAAAGAUCGGCUGUGGGAACCAACAAACAUGCAUGCCUUUAAAAUGACUUGGAGACAUUUUAAAGAAAAACUUCAAACCAAAGAGGGACUUCUACUUAAAUGGAUGUCAUUAAAUGAAGAAAAAUUGGGACAUUCAGGAGUUGGUCAAGAGAUGGUUGAAUCAAGGGAGGAGAUUGUGCUUCGAUGGCUUAAAAAAACUCAUGAGGAAAAAGGUUUAGAUACCAGUCAGGAGAAAAUCAGAAGCAAGUUGUUGAAUGGAAACCCAAAAUUCAAUGUUUGAGAAAAGUUGUUGGAAUCAUCUGAGAAGAAAUUACAGUCCCUUAUUGACAAAAAGGCAAUUGAU